Molecule: messenger RNA, 1023 nt
Organism: Colletotrichum truncatum
Lineage: Eukaryota; Fungi; Ascomycota; Sordariomycetes; Glomerellales; Glomerellaceae
Source: RefSeq, a predicted model, not a curated record
AUGACGAAGCCCAAGGUGCUCCAGCUCGGCAACAUCCAACACGCCCACGACGCGUGGUCGGCCAUCAGCGAUGUCGCCGACGUCGUCAAGCCCAAGGCGACGAACCGCGCAGAGUUCCUCGAAGAGUGCAAGUCCGGCGCCCUCGACGGCGUCGUCGCCAUCUACCGCACCUUCUCUAGCGCAAAGGUCACCGGCCUUGUCGACUCUGAGCUCGUCGCCGCGUUGCCGUCAAGUCUACGCUUCAUCUGCCACAACGGCGCCGGGUACGACCAAAUCGACGUAAAAGCAUGCACGGCCCGCUCCCCCACGCCUCUCCUCGUGUCCAACACCCCGACGGCAGUGGACGACGCCACAGCCGACAUCAACAUCUGGCUCAUGCUCGGCGCCCUCCGCAACCUAAACGCCUCCAUCCUCAGCAUCCGCGCCGGCAAGUGGCGAGGCACUCCGGCCCCGGCCCUCGGCCACGACCCCCAAGGCAAGAUACUGGGUAUCCUCGGCAUGGGCGGCAUCGGCCGCAACAUGGCCAAGAAGGCGAGGGCCUUUGGCAUGUCGGUGCGCUACUUCAACCGUACCCGUCUCAGUGACGAUCUGGAGAAGGACGCGGGGGCCGAAUACGUCGAUUUCGAGACGUUGCUGCGCGAGAGCGAUGUCAUCUCGCUCAAUCUCCCUCUGAAUCCAAACACACGACACAUCAUCUCCACCGCCGAGUUCGCAAAGAUGAAAAAGGGCGUGGUGAUAGUCAACACGGCGCGCGGCGCCGUCAUCGACGAGGCGGCGCUCGUGGAGGCCCUCGACAGCGGCCACGUGGGCAGCGCCGGCCUCGACGUCUUUGAGAACGAGCCGGAGGUCCACCCGGGCCUCCUCGCCAACCCCAACGUGCUCAUCGUCCCGCACAUGGGCACCUACACCAUCGAGACCUCGGUCAAGAUGGAGGAGUGGGCCAUUGACAACGUCCGCCAAGCCAUCAGCCAGGGCAAGCUCAAGAGUAUCGUUCCAGAGCAGCAGAAUGUUGUCGGUGCUUAA